CACCACUCGAUGUAGAUAAAGUUAAUAAGGUCUUUGAACCCUUCAACCGACAAUCCUUGUAGCCACCCAUCAAGGUGAAGUCUUGAUAUCUGAACUAAGCGAUUUAUCAACCUGCCUUGCAACUUCAUCAAGUUCAAUCGGACACUUGGCUCAAAGAUGGCUUCAUGGAAACUUACACAGGCUCUCAAGGACAAAAUUACCCACUUUGCAUCGUUCCCACAGACAGGAGUUUCCUUACGGCAGAUGGUCAUGUUUGGACAGAACCCGUCUGCGGGAACAUUGUUGCGAGCUAGUGAAUUCAUUCAUGAGGAGCUACCUAUCAGAUUGGCACACCGGGUGAAAGAAUUGAAUGAGCUACCGAACCGUUUGAACGAAAUGCCGAGCAUCCUCAAAGUUCGCGAUUGGUACGCACAGUCUUUCGAGGAACUUGUGGAAUUCCCGAGACCAGAACUUCCGCCCGCGAUCAUGGCUCAGUUUGAUAAGGCCGUAGAGAAAGGAACCCCCUUACCAGCCAGCACCCCCAACCCCAGUUUACCACUACAUAUGCAAAAACCUUUGCUGCAGACGACAGGGAGACAAAGGCUUGGUUUGGCCCACAGGUAUUACGUCGAUCUUGGUACUAUCAACUGGCCACCAGAAGUCUACGAUUACAACGAGAAAUUCACUCAGACUUUGUCAGUCAUCAAACGGCGGCACGAUCCGGUAGUUACCACUAUUGCUCAGGGAGUUUUGGAGUACAAAGAGUUCCUCUCUGGGCCUGCAAAGACAAAAAUUCCUGCGGCGUCGAGAGUGAUCGAUCGAUCUAUCCAAACAUUUCUUGACCGAUUUUAUAUGUCCAGAAUCGGGAUCAGAGUCUUGAUUGGUCAACACAUUGCUUUGAACAAACUCGAACCUCACCCGGACUACGUUGGUGUGAUCUGCACAAACACCAAUAUUUAUCAGAUCUGCAGAGAGGCAAUUGACAACGCAGUCUUCAUCUGCGAGGAGCACUAUGCGUUAUUCAAAGCCCCGACCGUUCAGUUAGUCUGUCCCAAAGAUUUAACUUUCAUGUAUGUACCCAGCCAUCUGAAUCACAUGGUAUUUGAAGUUGUGAAGAACUCCCUGCGUGCUGUAGUUGAAAAGCAUGGUGUUGAUUCGGACGAGUUUCCUGCCAUCAAAGUCAUUGUGGCUUAUGGUGAGGAAGAUAUCACGAUCAAGAUCUCGGAUGAAGGAGGUGGGAUUCCACGUAGCGCGGUACCCUUGGUUUGGACUUACAUGUACACAACGGCGCAAACGCAAGGGUUAGAACAGAACUUUGGAGGAACGGACUUCAAAGCACCUAUGGCUGGGUUUGGUUAUGGAUUGCCUAUUGCAAGACUAUAUGCGCAGUAUUUCGGCGGGAACUUGAAACUCAUCCCUAUGGAGGGCUAUGGAACCGACGUUUAUUUACAUCUAUCCAGACUUUCGAGUAGUAGUGAGCCAUUGCAGUGAUGAUAAUUCUUUUGUGCAGUGAUGAUUUUUUUCUUCAAAUUUCUUUUGUCGUAUCUCGUUUCAUAAACUUCUUCUAGUUCCACAGCUGAACAUUUCACAACAGUACCAUGAACUUUCGCUACUUGUCUUCCUUAUCUGCAUGUACAGCCAGUUUUAUCAUGUCGUCGCUUCUAAACUUCAGUGUAUCGUUUUGUUAGGCAAGUAGAGUGAGUGUGUGAAAGAUGCAAUGUGCAGACAACAGUCAAUAUCUUAGCCUAUUGAUUGUAUCUAGUUAUCGUUGCAUACUGAUAUUAUCGGAUCAUCUCCAUUGCUUAAUGCAUACCACUAUAGCCUCAUUUCUAGAUC
Melampsora larici-populina 98AG31 is the source of this 1815-nucleotide messenger RNA. RefSeq lists its product as uncharacterized. Gene Ontology annotation, cellular component: mitochondrion. The record is from RefSeq and is a predicted model, not a curated record. Bases 157 to 1470 code for a protein of 437 amino acids. Lineage: Eukaryota; Fungi; Basidiomycota; Pucciniomycetes; Pucciniales; Melampsoraceae. Gene Ontology annotation, molecular function: pyruvate dehydrogenase (acetyl-transferring) kinase activity. Gene Ontology annotation, biological process: protein phosphorylation; regulation of glucose metabolic process. The transcript is spliced from 9 exons.